CACAAAUCUGAAACAAACAUGUCGACGCGCUGCUGGAGCUUCUUCCUGCUGCUGCUGGCCGCUCUGCUGGCGGGGUCAGCGGCGCUGUUAGCGGCCGGGGACGCCCCGGACUGCUUCCUCCCGGUACCGGCGGUGCUCGUGACGGCGCUGGCCGGGCUGCUGACGCUGCUGUGCGGCUGGAGGCUGCGGCGGAGGGACGGCGGGACCGAGCGGCGGGUGUGCGUGCUCGUGCUCGGCGACGUCGGACGCAGUCCUCGGAUGCAGUAUCACGCGCUGUCCCUGAGCAGACACCUGUAUCACGUGACCGUGGUGGGCUUCCUAGACUCUAAACCUCAUCAAGACGUUCUGAAUCAGCAGAGAAUCAGAAUCCUUCCCAUCACUGAAGUGAGAGGCGUUCAAGCGGGACCGAAGCUGCUCCGCUACGUGACGAAGGUUCUGGUCCAGUCGCUGCAGCUGCUCCGAGUGCUGCUGAGCAUGGAGCUGCAGGCGCUGGUCCUCAUGCAGAAUCCCCCGGGGCUGCCGGGCAUCGCCGUGGCCUGGCUGGUGUGCGUCCUGCGUGGCAGCAGGUUGAUCGUCGACUGGCACAACUACGGCUACACCAUCAUGGCUCUGAGCCACGGGCCAGCCCACCCGGUGGUCCGCCUGGCCAGGUGGUACGAGCACUUCUUCGGUCCUCUGGCCUCUGACAACCUGUGUGUGACCAACGCCAUGAAGGAGGACCUGCAGGAGAACUGGAACAUCCGGGCGACGACUCUGUACGACCGGCCGGCCUCCAUCUUCAGAGAGACGCCGCUCCGCCUGCAGCACGAACUCUUCAGGAGGCUCGGACACUCGUACCCCGAGUUCUGCUUCAGAGGGUUCGAUGGUUCUGAUCCGGACCCGGAUCUGGAUCUGGAUCUGGAGCGGACGGCUUUCUCUGUUCGGGAUCCUGCUGACGACUCGGUGACGCUGAGGUCCGAACGACCGGCUCUGCUGCUGAGCAGCACCAGCUGGACAGAGGACGAGGACUUCUCCAUCCUGCUGAAAGCUCUGGAAGAUUACGAAGGUUUCAUCCGAGCAGGAGCGUCGUUACCGUCGCUGGUCUGUGUGAUCACAGGUAAAGGCCCUCAGAAGGAGCACUACCGGAGGAUCAUCGACUCGCUGCAUUUGGAGCAUGUGCAGAUCUGCACUCCCUGGCUGGAGGCUGAGGAUUAUCCUGUGCUACUGGGGUCGGCCGAUCUGGGAGUCUGCCUCCACAAGUCGUCCAGCGGUCUGGAUCUGCCCAUGAAGGUGGUGGACAUGUUCGGCUGCUGCCUGCCCGUCUGCGCCGUCCACUUCCGCUGUUUGCAGGAGCUGGUGAAGCACGAGGAGAACGGGCUGAUCUUCAGAGACUCUGACGAGCUGGCCCAGCAGCUCAAGUCUCUCCUGUCGGAGUUUCCCGGCUCGGACGGCCGGCUGGCCGCCUUCAGGAGGAACCUCCGCUCCAGCAGGGGGCAGCGUUGGGACGACAACUGGGACCAGAACGUCCUGCCUAUGAUCUCCGGCGGCAGGUGACCGAGGACGAGGACGUUCUGACGGACGUUCUGACACAAACCUGAAGACGUGGAGGAGACACGGUCCACUCCUCGUCAGAACUUCUUCUUCUUCACGGAAAAUGAAGAAAUCCAUCCUGCAGGAGGAAACUGAAACCCGGAAUGUUGAGAACUGAGCUGGACUUUCCUCAGAUGAUGAGCUGCAUGCAGCAGACACUUCCUGGUCCAGAUGUUGAAACAUCAGCAGGAGACGCUUCAGUAAAACUCUCCUCUGCGACAAACUGUCCACUGUCUUCAUCCGUCCAAAGCUCCGGACCAGAAGGAGGUGCCGUGCUGCUCAGGACUUUCGGAAAAGUUGUGUUUUCCCUGUUGAGUUUGGAAAACUAAAACAAAGCGGAGCCUUGUUAACAUGUUUUCCAAAACGCCAAACCUCCGUUGGGUUUUCAGCUUCUGUUUUCAGGCCAAGGUUCUACGGGGAACGAAACUUUUCUGAAAGUCUUCAGCUGAGCCUGGAUACCUGGUUUCUGAUCAGAUUAUGUUAUUGCUUAUUUCUGCUCUGUUCAUUUGGAAUAAAGGGAAACGUCGCCCACAGAAAGGUUUUAAUGAAUUCUUUAUUUGAACACAAGUAAAAAAAAGAAAAACAGUCUCACAAACAUCCGGAGAAAACCUUCUGGACCGUCGUGUUGAAUCUAAUUCAGGUGAAAAUCUGAUUAAAGUCUAAAAAGUUAACAGAAGAAAAUCCUGAACGUGUUUCUUGUUGACUUUUCUCUGGAAAUGUUUGGUGAGACUCAGACCUGAAGCCCGUCUGCUGCCGUCAG
Molecule: messenger RNA, 2329 nt
Organism: Salarias fasciatus (jewelled blenny)
Lineage: Eukaryota; Metazoa; Chordata; Actinopteri; Blenniiformes; Blenniidae
Gene: alg1
Product: ALG1 chitobiosyldiphosphodolichol beta-mannosyltransferase
Exons: 13
Coding region: 19-1533 (504 amino acids)
Cellular component (GO): endoplasmic reticulum
Molecular function (GO): mannosyltransferase activity
Source: RefSeq, a predicted model, not a curated record